Molecule: messenger RNA, 1806 nt
Organism: Penicilliopsis zonata CBS 506.65
Lineage: Eukaryota; Fungi; Ascomycota; Eurotiomycetes; Eurotiales; Aspergillaceae
Exons: 4
Coding region: 174-1631 (485 amino acids)
Biological process (GO): malate transmembrane transport
Cellular component (GO): membrane
Molecular function (GO): malate transmembrane transporter activity
Source: RefSeq, a predicted model, not a curated record
UUGUCAUUCAGUCUGCCUGCCCACCUCUACGAAACCUUUGCAAACAUGAUCUAGCUACUCGACAGGCUGCUUCGAUGAGUAUAAUAGCUGCGGCUGUCUUGAGGAGCGGACGGAGAGACUGCCAGGUACGGUUUGAUUGCGUACUACUACGUCCAUCUUAAUCGAUCCCUACGAUGACGUUUGCUCGUCCCAGGCAUCUCAGGGCUCCAGGAGAAGAUGGCUAUCUCACUCCGACCAUCGAAGAUGCAGAACGUGCGGCUAGUCUGCAAAGGAGCCAUGGAACCUUGCUCUCUCGUUUUGACAGUGCCAGGGAAAUCCAUUCAUCCAACCUCCAGUCGCUAGAGAAUCCCGCAAUUAGGAUGAGUGGAGGAGCUGGGAAUAGCAAUGAGAAAGGACUGGACGGCCUGAACCAUUGUCAGGAAGAUUUCCACUACUUGUCAAAGAAGGAGCUAUCCCAUACGCAUUAUACCUGGAAAGAACGGAUCCGUCAUUUCACUUGGGCAUUUUUCACACUAACCAUGGCGACGGGUGGGAUCGCCAAUGUUUUAUAUACAUUUCCUUACAGGUUUCGCGGUCUCGAGAUUAUCGGCGAGGUUGUCUUCCUGUUCAACAUCGCCCUGUAUAUUAUUAUUUGGUCUUUGCUGUUGACGCGAUUCUAUUGCUACCCUUAUACAUUCAAGGCAUCAUUCCUACAUCCGACAGAGUCUCUCUUUGUGCCUGCUUCGAUCGUGUCGUUUGGCACGAUCUUGAUCAAUAUUUCCCAAUAUGGUCCUGAAAAGACUGGGCCUUGGCUGGAACGUGUAAUAAUAGUUUUGUUCUGGAUCGACGCUGCUCUUGCUGUGGUUUUGUCUGCUGCAAUAUACCUUUUGCUGUGGUCGACGCAAACUUUCACCAUCGCCCAGAUGACGCCUAUUUGGAUCUUCCCGGCUUAUCCUAUGCUGAUCAUCGGGCCUCAUGCGGGGGUCCUGAGUUCCAAGCUGUCACAACCCCAUGCUCUGCGAAUCAUUAUAGGAGGAACAACAAUCCAGGGUGUUGGCUUUUUGGUUUCCCUCAUGGUAUACUCGGCUUUUAUCUAUCGCCUGAUGACCCAGAAGCUGCCCAAGGAGAAUGUCCGGCCCGGUAUGUUCGUCUCUGUUGGCCCCAGUGCGUUUACCACCACUGGGAUAGUCAACAUGGCUGCCAACGCGCACCGUGCCUUUCCAUCUGAUUUCAUGGGGGAUGGGCCCCUAGCCGCCAAAGUUUUGAGGGUUGUAGUGGAUUUUGGUGCUUUGUGGCUGUGGGGGCUCGCGAUCUUCUUCUUUUUCAUCGCCAGUUUUGCCCAUUGGUCUGCUAUCGGGCAUGGCCGCAUGGUAUUCUCCAUGGGCUGGUAUUCGUUCGUGUUCCCGAAUACUGCACUGAUUACAUCGACCUUUGCCAUUGGAAAUGCCUUCUCCUGCAAGCCGAUUUUGAUUGUCGGCUGCGCAAUGGUAAUCCCCCUCAUACUGAUGUACUUCUUUGUGUUCUAUAUGAUGAUUCGAGCGAUCGUCUUGCACCAUAUACUGUGGCCCCAGAAAGGAGAAGAUAAGGAUGAAGGUGGAUUCGAGAUCAAUAUGAUCAAGCCGGACUCGUCGGGCGAGGAGAGUGAGGUCUGAAGCAGAUGUUUACUUACUAAGAUGAUGACUGACAUGAUUAUAAUGAUACCUUUUCGGUAGUAUUCUCGUCUAGUGAAUCAACUUUGGUACUUAUUUCCCUCAAAGUUUACAUCUAUUCUGCAUCUAUUCUGCAUCAACAGGGAUCUAUGGUGUAGGUUCAUAAAUAACUAUAAGG